CGCAUCUCCCCGCACGGGGGUCGGUGCCUGGGGAUCCCGUCCGCAUCCACUGCAACAUCACGGAGUCAUACCCUGCUGUGCCCCCGAUCUGGUCGGUGGAGUCUGAUGACCCAAACUUGGCUGCUGUCUUGGAGAGGCUGGUGGACAUAAAGAAGGGGAAUACUCUGCUAUUGCAGCAUCUGAAGAGGAUCAUCUCCGACCUGUGUAAACUCUAUAACCUCCCUCAGCAUCCAGAUGUGGAGAUGCUGGAUCAGCCCUUGCCCGCAGACCAGUGCACACAGGAAGACGUGUCUUCGGAAGAUGAAGAUGAGGAGAUGCCUGAGGACACAGAAGACCUAGAUCACUAUGAAAUGAAAGAGGAAGAGCCAGCGGAGGGCAAGAAGUCGGAAGAUGAUGGCAUCGGAAAAGAAAACUUGGCUAUCCUAGAGAAAAUUAAAAAGAACCAGAGGCAAGAUUACUUAAAUGGGGCAGUAUCUGGCUCGGUGCAGGCCACUGACCGGCUGAUGAAGGAGCUCAGGGAUAUAUACCGAUCACAGAGUUUCAAAGGUGGAAACUAUGCAGUCGAACUGGUGAAUGACAGUCUUUAUGAUUGGAAUGUCAAACUCCUCAAAGUUGACCAGGACAGCGCUUUGCACAACGAUCUCCAGAUCCUCAAAGAGAAAGAAGGUGCAGACUUCAUCCUACUCAACUUCUCCUUUAAAGAUAACUUUCCAUUUGACCCACCGUUUGUCAGGGUUGUGUCUCCAGUCCUUUCAGGAGGGUAUGUGCUGGGCGGAGGUGCCAUCUGCAUGGAACUUCUCACCAAGCAGGGCUGGAGCAGUGCCUACUCGAUAGAGUCCGUGAUCAUGCAGAUCAGUGCCACACUGGUGAAGGGGAAAGCACGAGUGCAGUUCGGAGCCAACAAAUCUCAAUACAGCCUGACAAGAGCACAGCAGUCCUACAAGUCCUUGGUGCAGAUCCACGAAAAAAACGGCUGGUACACACCCCCAAAGGAAGAUGGCUAACCCGGGAGCGCCGUCCCCCUCCUCCCUCCCCAGGCACCACUGGACCAAUUACCUUUGAAUGCUGUAUUUGGAUCUCACGCUGCCUCUGUGGUUCCCUCCCUCAUUUUUCCUGGACGUGAUAGCUCUGCCUAUUGCAGGACAAUGAUGGCUAUUCUAAACGCUAAGGAAAAAACCAACACCGAACUGUUUCAAGUACUCAAGACUGACUUACAGACCAACCAACCACCUGGCUGGAACCCUUGCUAGCAGGCAUUCUUAUAAAAGAAACUUUUGAGCCUCCUUAUAUUGCUGGAAACUCAGCUGUGCUCCAGACUAGAGCCUCCUUACCUAUGCUAUGGAUUUUUAAUUUAUUUUCUCUUAUUUCAUGUACACUGCUUUUUUUGGUUACAGUGUAUGAUGGAUGUGUAUGAAAAAAAUGUAUCUUUGGGAAAACAAUUACAGUUUGUUAAUUUGAAGA
Myotis davidii is the source of this 1461-nucleotide messenger RNA. It is a transcript of the gene UBE2Q1, whose product is annotated as ubiquitin conjugating enzyme E2Q family member 1. Bases 243 to 1004 code for a protein of 253 amino acids. The record is from RefSeq and is a predicted model, not a curated record. The transcript has 13 exons. Lineage: Eukaryota; Metazoa; Chordata; Mammalia; Chiroptera; Vespertilionidae.